AUGACAACCAGAUUCAAAGCCAUUAUUGAGCAGUUUGGGCUAUCACAGUUAACUCGUUGCACUUAUCGGUUCAUCAACAAGCUUAUAAUCUCCAGUUUUGUUGAGAGAUGGCAACCUGAGACGAACAUAUUUCACAUGACAGUUGGUGAGAUGACCUUGACCCUGGAUGAUGUUGGCACUAUUCUUGGCCUUCCCAUUAUAGGCAAAUCAGUCAGCGUACCAGAUGUGACAGAUCAUCAUGGAGUUACACUACUCGUUUAUGGCUUGGGGAUUACUGAACGUGUAGCACAUGAAGAGGUUUCUACUGCUGGUGGCAAUUCAGUCAGGCUUGAGUGGUUGCGAAGUCAGUUUGCUGGUGUCACAGAUUCAGACCCCGAGGAGGCUAUACAGUGCGCUUCUAGAGCUUAUUUGUUGUUUCUGUUGGGAUGUACACUCUUCAGUGACAAUAGUGGUGGCAGGGUUCCUGUUGUUUACCUUGGCUUAUUGAUGGAUUUGGGAUCUAUUCAUACGUACGCCUGGGGUGCUGCUGCAUUAGCAUUUUUAUACAGAUAG
Molecule: messenger RNA, 552 nt
Organism: Camellia sinensis
Lineage: Eukaryota; Viridiplantae; Streptophyta; Magnoliopsida; Ericales; Theaceae
Source: RefSeq, a predicted model, not a curated record